GACCACAGGAGAGGCUCAUCCUUUCUGCACCGGGAGAGGUCAGGGAGCUCAGCUAUGCCCAGGCCAGUGCCAGAAGCCAGCCCGGUAAGCCUGAGGGAUUCAGACAGCUCAGAAGAGGAAAUGGAAGGCACCCUCUCUGGCCGCAGGCCGGGAUUCAGGAACCACGGGGGCACUGAGCCCCCCAACUGCCCGAGUGACUCUGAGGAUACGCACGUCAAAAAGCGAAGCCGACCGGUGCGCUCCAAGGCCAGGCGGAUAGCGGCCAACGUGAGAGAGCGCAAGAGGAUCAUGGACUACAACGAAGCCUUCAAUGCCUUGAGACUGGCCCUCAAGCACGACCUCAGCGGCAAGAGACUCUCCAAAAUCGCCACCUUGCGGAGAGCCAUCCAUCGGAUCGCAUCCCUGUCCAGGUUCCUGCAUGCCGGUCCCGGCCAGAGGUGGCCCUGCUCCCACCGGGAAUGUCACAGCCAGGCGGACGGAGCCCAGGGGGAGGAGGAGGAGGAGGAAGAAGCUGCUGGAGGGGACAGCCACCCCCGGCCCUUAAGGCCCCCUCUGGAGCCCAGCUAUGGAGAGGCUGCUCUCCCCUUCCAGCCUUACUCUCCCUCUCCCCGCUUCUUUAAGUUUUCCCCUGACUCUCAGUUUCCCUCCCCAUUGGGGAGCCCAAGAAAGGUCAGUAUUCCACCGAGCACUGCCUAUUACCCCAGUGGAAACUGUCACCUCGGGGUCCGGACCUCCUGCCAUCAGAAGCGACUGGAGGACUUGCGGGAUUCCUCUCCCAGAUCUUUUACCUGGCCGGGCGGCUGUUUCCCAGGAGCGGGCUACCAGCAGUCUUUGCCCAUGCACUGA
Molecule: messenger RNA, 846 nt
Organism: Ornithorhynchus anatinus (platypus)
Lineage: Eukaryota; Metazoa; Chordata; Mammalia; Monotremata; Ornithorhynchidae
Gene: BHLHA9
Product: basic helix-loop-helix family member a9
Exons: 1
Coding region: 55-846 (263 amino acids)
Biological process (GO): developmental process; regulation of transcription by RNA polymerase II
Molecular function (GO): protein dimerization activity; RNA polymerase II transcription regulatory region sequence-specific DNA binding; DNA-binding transcription factor activity, RNA polymerase II-specific
Source: RefSeq, a predicted model, not a curated record